AUGGGAGACUGGUCCAUUCUCGGACGCUUCCUGUCCGAGGUGCAGAACCACUCCACAGUGAUCGGCAAGAUCUGGCUGACCAUGCUGCUGAUCUUCCGCAUCCUGCUGGUGACCCUGGUGGGGGACGCGGUGUACAGCGAUGAGCAGUCCAAGUUCACCUGCAACACCCUGCAGCCCGGCUGCAACAACGUCUGCUACGACACCUUCGCCCCCGUCUCACACCUGCGCUUCUGGGUCUUCCAGAUCGUCUUGGUCUCCACGCCGUCCAUCUUCUACAUCGUUUACGUCCUGCACAAGAUCGCCAAGGACGAGAAGCUGGAGAUCCAGAAGGGGCAGGUGAUGGCUGAGCGGACCUCCAAGAAGUUCUUUGGGCAGCUGGGAAGGGAAGGGCUGGAGAACAUGGAGACUGGUAUGCCCACCUACUGCCCUGGGUACAGGGAGGAGUGGGUUGGUCAGGAAGCGGAGGGGGUGGAGCAGAGCCUGCUGGAGGAGGACUAUGGGGAGUUGGGGGAGGAUCCCAGUCAGCUCUCCAGCCAGGUGCUGCUCAUCUACAUCCUGCACGUGCUGCUGCGCUCCGUCAUGGAGAUCACCUUCCUGGUGGGGCAGUACUACCUGUUUGGCUUCGAGGUGCCUCAACUGUACCGCUGCGAGACAUACCCCUGCCCCACCCGCACAGACUGCUUCGUGUCACGUGCCACUGAGAAGACCAUCUUUCUCAACUUCAUGUUCAGCAUUAGCGUGGGCUGCUUUGUGCUCAACAUCGCAGAGCUGCACUUUCUGGGCUGGGUCUACAUCUUCCGCGUACUGUGCUCCGCUUGCUCCACCUGCUUCCGCCCUGAGAGGAACCCUGUGGGGCUGUACGACCACCACAACCCUCUGCUGCUGCAGCUCAAACACUCUCUGAGGGGCAGGGUGGUCCUGGAGACUCCCACUCCCAUGGCCCAGGAGAAGGCUGGGGGCCACCUGCUCACUCAUGCCCCAGCCAUCUCCUUUGAGACCGAUUCUACUGUGGAGUGCACCUCCAAGAGGACUCCGGAAGAGAGGGACCGGGUUAAGGUUAAACUGGCCAACAUGGCCAAGAUGGAACGGACUAAGAAGUCUUGGCUGUGA
This is a messenger RNA of Salvelinus namaycush (lake trout), 1110 nucleotides long. Its product is annotated as gap junction delta-2 protein-like. The coding region runs from base 1 to 1110 and encodes 369 amino acids. The transcript has a single exon. Lineage: Eukaryota; Metazoa; Chordata; Actinopteri; Salmoniformes; Salmonidae. Gene Ontology annotation, biological process: cell communication. Gene Ontology annotation, cellular component: connexin complex. The record is from RefSeq and is a predicted model, not a curated record.